This is a messenger RNA of Cuculus canorus (common cuckoo), 8128 nucleotides long. It is a transcript of the gene TMTC1, whose product is annotated as transmembrane O-mannosyltransferase targeting cadherins 1. NCBI's taxonomy places the organism in Eukaryota, Metazoa, Chordata, Aves, Cuculiformes, Cuculidae. The transcript is spliced from 20 exons. Bases 161 to 2971 code for a protein of 936 amino acids. Gene Ontology annotation, molecular function: mannosyltransferase activity; protein binding. The record is from RefSeq and is a predicted model, not a curated record. Gene Ontology annotation, biological process: protein O-linked glycosylation via mannose.
GCGGCCGCUGUUUAUUUGCAGCCGGGCGGGCUGCGGCUCGGCAGAGCGCUGGCGGCCGGCGGUCCCGCUGCCCGCCCCGCACCAUGCGGGCUCUUUCUCCUCCACCUCCUCCUCCUCCCGCCGGGCAGCCGGGGCAGGCGGCGCGGCGCCCCCCCGCGCGAUGGUGACGGCGCUGGGGUCCCGCGGCGGGGAGCGAGCCGCGCCGCCCCGUUGCCCGUCCCCGGCGGCGCUGGCGGCGCUGGUGCUGGCGGGGCUCUGCGCCCUCUGCUACGGCAACUCCCUGCGCGGAGAGUUCGUGCACGACGACGUUUGGGCCAUCGUCAACAACCCCGACGUGCGGGCGGGGAGCCCCGUGGCCGCCGCUUUCGCCAAUGACUUCUGGGGCAAGAGGAUGGACGAGAACACCAGCCACAAGUCCUACCGGCCCCUCUGCGUCCUCACCUUUAAGUUAAACAUAUUGCUGGCUGGUAUGAACCCCUUCUAUUUCCACGCAGUGAAUGUAAUUUUACACUGUCUAGUGACUCUCGUGCUGAUGUACACUUGUGACAAAGCUGUGUUCAAGGACUGUCGACUUGCUUUUGUCACGGCGCUGUUCUUUGCUGUGCAUCCCAUUCACACCGAGGCUGUAACAGGUAUAGUAGGCAGAGCAGAUGUCCUAGCCUGUCUACUCUUUCUGUUGGCUUUUCUCUCCUAUAAUAGGAGUGUGGAUCAGCUUUAUGUUGGGGAACAUUUCCCUCCCACUGCCUCCCCAUUCUUUUUGCUGCUUAGUUUAUUCCUUGGGACGUGUGCAAUGCUGGUGAAAGAAACUGGAAUCACUGUGUUUGGUGUGUGCUUGGUUUAUGACUUCUUUUCCCUCUCCUGCAAUGGACUUAAACUGAGAAAUGGAGGGAUCCACCAGAGAACUGCCCGGCAGCCUGCCGCUUCUCCCUCUGCCUUGCUGCAGGUCCCUCCAUCUGGCCGGGAGAACGGGAAACAUCGCUUUGCUCACCGAGGCACCUGGAGCUCCUGCCACCCGGCAUCAUCUGAAGAGCAGCGGAGUGGUGGCCUUUCUGUGCCCAGCAAAGCCAUGUGGGCCAUUCGGAGCUACCUGACUGCAAAUAACAACCAGAAUUUCUUGUAUACUGCAAGGCCUUUUUUGAAGAGAGCUGCUUUGGUGAUAGGCUAUGUGAUUCUCGUGUUGUAUUUCCGCCUCUGGAUAAUGGGAGGAUCCAUGCCGAUGUUUUCAGAGCAGGACAAUCCAGCUUCAUUCUCGCCGUAUUUACUAACGAGGUUUCUAACUUAUUCCUAUCUUCUGGCCUUCAAUGCAUGGCUUCUGCUGGCACCAAUCACCUUAUGCUACGACUGGCAGGUCGGCAGCAUCCCUUUGAUCGAGUCCAUCUGGGAUGCAAGGAACUUAGCCACAGUGUUCCUGGUGGUGGUGAUGACGUUACUUAGCCUGCACUGCGUGGCUGCAUUUAAGAAACUUGAACACAAAGAAGUUUUGGUUGGCUUGUUGUUCCUGGUUUUCCCAUUCAUCCCAGCCAGCAACCUCUUCUUCAGGGUGGGAUUUGUGGUGGCAGAGCGAGUCCUUUACAUGCCGAGUAUGGGGUACUGCAUCCUUUUUGUUCAUGGUCUAAAAAAGCUGUCUACAUGCUUAAAUAAGUGGAGAAUUACUGUUUUGACCCUCUUUGCUUUACUGCUGCUGCUCUUCUCUUGGAAGACCGUGAAACAGAACGAAAUAUGGCUGUCACGAGAAUCCCUUUUCAGCUCAGGAGUGAAGACCCUGCCGCACAAUGCCAAGGUGCACUACAACUAUGCCAAUUUUCUGAAAGACCAAGGCCGUAACAUUGAGGCAAUCUACCACUACAAAACUGCUCUCAAACUUUACCCUCGUCACGCAAGUGCUCUCAACAACUUGGGGACAUUGACCAAAGAUGUGGUGGAGGCAAAGGACUACUACCGACGGGCCCUUCAGUUAAACCCGCAGCACAAUCGAGCACUCUUCAAUCUUGGCAACCUGCUCAAGUCCCAAGGGAAGAAAGAGGAAGCUGUAAUCUUGCUGCGGGACUCCAUUAAGUAUGGCCCAGAGUUUGCAGAUGCUUACUCAAGCCUGGCCUCGCUGCUAGCUGAACAGGAACGGUUUAAGGAAGCGGAGGAGGUCUAUAAGGCUGGCAUAGAGAAUUGUCCAGAGAGCUCUGAUCUGCAUAACAACUAUGGUGUUUUCUUGGUUGAUACUGGGGCUCCUGAGCGAGCUGUGUCCCACUACAGACAGGCCAUCCACCUGAGCCCCGCUCACCACGUCGCCAUGGUGAACCUGGGCAGGCUUCAUCGCUCCCUGGGGCAGAACAAAGAGGCUGAAGCAUGGUACAAACGGGCACUGAAGGUAUCCCGGAAGGCUGAAAUCCUCUCUCCACUGGGGGCUCUGUAUUACAACACGGGGCGGUAUGAAGAAGCAUUACAAGUUUACAGAGAAGCAGCAUCACUGCAGCCUUCGAACAAAGAGAUCCGACUGGCACUGGCCCAGGUUUUAGCAAUGAUGGGGCGGACAAAGGAAGCUGAAAAGAUGACAAACCAUAUACUCAGCGAGGAUGCAGAGUGUCUGGAGUGUUUCCGUCUUCUGUCAGCCAUCUACAGCAAGCAGGAGCGCUAUACCAAGGCACUUGAAGCUAUAGAAAAAGCUCUUCAGCUAAAACCAAAGGAUCCGAAAGUCAUAUCAGAGCUCUUUUUCACAAAAGGAAACCAAUUAAGAGAACAGAAUCUCCUUGACAAGGCUUUUGAGAGCUAUAAACGGGCUGUGGAGCUCAACCCAGACCAAGCACAGGCCUGGAUGAAUAUGGGAGGCAUUGAGCACAUCAAGGGGAGCUACAUCGCUGCUCGUGGCUACUAUGAGAAAGCCUUACAGCUGGUUCCAAACAGCAAGUUGCUGAAAGAGAACCUGGCUAAACUGGAUCGCUUGGAGAAACGGUUUCAAGAAGUCCGGGAGAAAGACUAAACAUAGAAUUCAGUCACCAGUGGAAAGAAACUCAUGCCCCUUGGAGAAGAGUAUGGUGAAAGCCUAUUGCUCCAAGUGAUGCUGAAGGAACUUUGAUAGGACUCAGAAUUAUGGAAGGCAAAUUUUGAAUGCAUGCUUAUAUUUGACCAAAGUUACACGAGACACUCAGCUCAUGUGGGACGUGCUGGAGAAUGAAUGAAAACCUUCCUUUAAUCAAGAUUUAUGUUUGGGCUGAACCCAUUUCAAUCACACUGGGAGUGUGGGUGGGAGAUGUACCUUCAGUGUCUUGGUUAUCACUGGGGAAACCAUGGUGAUAAAGCACUCAUCUGUUGCAGCAGGGGUGAAGUAGCACCUCCUGUUAAUCAACACAGCUUCACCUCGUCCACGUAAAGUACCACUGAUGGGCUUCAUUGCAAGUGCUGCCAGGUCCUUCGGAGCCAGGAAAGAUGGUCAUAAUGGUCAUACAAAACGGUUUCAAGGGGUUAAUACUGAGGAAAUGGUGGCCACUUUUACAGCUCUAAAUGUGACUUGAAAAUUAUUCUAAAGAAAGGGAAAAUGUUAUCCGAAUAUCACCCUAGACGGAUGAUUCUACAAGUAGGACAAAUGAUCCUUUGAGGAAAAUCCUCACCUGACUGUUUUACUCGUAAGAUAGUCAUUUUGUCAUAAUUCAGGUCCAUGAUGUCAGUAUUGUCAAAUAUCAUAUGGCUUUACUCUUUGCCCUCUCCCUCCAGGCCAAAUAAUUAUUACUCUGAAAAAAUAAUGAAAACAUCCAAAGGCAAUGGGAAGCUCGAGGAUUACUUCUCCUCCUGUCCAUUCCCUAGUAAGAAAAGAACAAACAACUGAUCUGAUGAAAGUAGUAGGUAAAGUAAAGCCACAGAGAGAUUAGGGAAGGUUUCCUAGCCUGGAAAGGUACUAAGGAGGCUUUUAUAUGGGUGUGCAGGAACAAAACCCAUUUAUCGUGGUGAUAACACUGACAACACUUUGUAAAAGUGUUCUCACCCCCCUCACCCAAAAGAUACAGAAAAUUACCUGUAUCUAAUCAGUCAUAAAUCUAUAUUUUUAAAUACUGAAGUGGGAAAACAAAUUUUCUUCAGAAUUGGGGCUUUUAUUUUUGAGCAUUAUUUAUUUAACUUAUAAUAAUCAAAUAAUUAAUAUAUUUUCUCUGAUGUAUACGAAUUGGGCAGUAUCCUUCACAGCUGGCUGCAUGGCUGGGCGUUGUAACUUGUAUUGUCUGAGGUAAGAAAAAUGCAGUACCACCGAGGCAUGCUUGAAUAACUCCCCCAAUGAUGUUUUCAAAUGGCUGCAGAGCAAAUUGGACCAUAACUGCAUUAACAGCACUUCCGCUGCUUCCACCAGGGUUUGUACCAGUUCACAGAGAACUAGGGAUUAAUCUUGAUGCCACAGCCUUUGGGUUUGGAUAUCAGAGUAGGUCAUCAGUUUAUUCCUCUUGCAGCAGGAAAAUGCCAUAAAAAUUGUUAUAUUCGAGCUUGACUGUGUCCAGUCCCUGCAGAAGAGCAGCCCAGGGUUUGGCGUUACUGGAAAAGGACAGUUCAGAUUAAGUAUGCGAUUCCUUGGUACGCAUCUGUCAGGAAAAGCCUGCAUGACAGUGACACUUGGCUUUAGUUGGUGCUGGCCAUGGCAUCUCAGUAAGCUCUAAAUUCACUCAGCAUGAUGGUACUAUCAUACGCCGGUAGCUCCGCUGGCUUCAUUUAAAAAGCUCAGUGCUCAGCCGCUACUGGUGGUCAAAUCACAUACAAAUUAAUAACAUGAGUCCAACUGCAUUUGGAGCUCAAAGGGAGUCCAGGCUGGUGCAGUUGUCUGCCCCACCACGGCUUGUGAACCCACUAGAGCCAUGGCUAUGUGCCCACCAAGAGGAGACUGGAUUUGGGCAUUACUGGUCCCCAUUGGCCAAGGAGACUGGCCAGUGCCUACAGCUGGGCAGACGUAAGAGGGAGAGACCGCUGGGGAGAGAUGGUGACAUACAUUUCUGGGCUCUCUCCCUUGAAACCAGCUUCUCAAGGGAGCAAAAUAAACAAGUCUUUUGCUGGUGAAUAUGACCUUUCCCCGCCAGCCCAACUAGCCUACUUUUUUUUCAGGCCCAAGGGCAGGUUUGCGGUCCUGGGGCUGGGUCAGCAGCCCUUGUCUUUUCACAUGACUUUUAUGGUCAUGGACUUGCUGACCUGACGUUUCUGCAGGUGCCCAGUGUAGGUGCUUCGCUGGAUGUCAUGCAUGGAGCAGCUUUGCACAGCCCUGGUGCUGUUGGGGUAGCGGGGAGGAGAUAAGACCAUACCAGUCAAUUCUCAUGGGAUGGGGAAAACAAAGCUUAAAUGGUUUCUGAAAGCAGUCGGUUCCCCACUGUGCGUUGCAAAGUUGUAGACGGUCCAUUACUGGGGUAUUCAGAGAUACCCAAACCCUAAAGCUCUCUGCCUUUCCCAAUGGCAAGCUUGCCUUUCAGGCACUUUCACCAAAGCCCUGUGUACCCGGGCUGGCUGCCUGCAGUACUGCUGUGUGGUGGUGAGUUUGGGGGCUGGUGGGGCAGAGUUUGGUGCAGCACCUGACAGGGUUGCUGUGCAAAACCCCCCGCAUAGCAAGCAUCUUCAGAGAGUGCUCUGACAGCUAGCCUGGGGGAUAGGGGUGGGGGAGAUAUGCCUCAUUCAAAAACAUGUAUCAGCUAUAAACUUUGCCCAUAAAGAUAUAUUAAAUAAAUACUAUAUAUUCUACAAGCCCUGCAGCAGUGUGGCUUUAAAGCGUGGCCGAUGAAACAUAUUUUUUUCAAAUACAGAAGAAAUUGUAUUUUUUAUAACAAUGCUUUGUGAGGGGGAAGACUUGGUUUUGGUUUUUUUUAACUUUGGCUUAAUUCUUAGUUUGUCUUUCCUGAAAGACCUGGUAGAAAUUAUUGUCUUAUUCUUGUCCUAGAACCUGAUCAAAGCCAUCUUGACUUCCUAAAACCCAUGCAUGUGUAAAAGUAUAAUAUUGCUUUGGGUGCUCCCUCCCAGAUCCUGGAGAAGGAUUAUCAUUUUUGCAACACUGUCUUGCAAAGUUGUAUAGAAAGGUGAGAGCAUCCUCCUGGUGAUGGAGGUGGUUUGGUUGGAAGGCAUGGUGUGUGUUCAUCCAUUUGCCUGAAUUAGGCAGAUAUAACAUACCCAUGGAGUUUAAUCCUAGUUGAACUAGGUUAUGUUUAUAUGCUGAAAGACACUCUCCACAUUUUGGAGCUGGGUUUAUGGUAGUUAUGGAGAGAGGAGGGCUUUAUAAUGAACCUUGCUUUCCCGAACCAGCACUUUAUACCCUGUCUAUGCAGAAUGACAGUCUGCAAACUGGCAGCAUUUUUGGAGGGGAAUUCAGACCCUGAGCUACCAAAGCAGUUAAACCCUUGUGAAGUUUUGAGCUGACUCCCUGUCUCAUUGGUGUCCAUGCUGAAACACUGUAUUUGUUCAGGACAUUAAUCUUGUGAAAAGUUUAUUGCAGGCAAAGAAUCAUAAUAGAGGAUGAUAUGAAAUGGGUUAUCUCCACUGAAAGGGAACACGAUUGUGAAAGAUAAAUAGUGACUUACCUUGUGAUAAGCUAAAUGUUAUCCUAAUUAAUCAUAGGAAAUGUCCUCUUCAUCUAGCAUUGCACAGCUUCUAAGAUUAUGAGUUAUAAAUGCAUUGUUUUCUGCCAGCUCCAGUGCUCAGUGUGGUUAGCAGAGAUUACAAAUUAAUAAAUGGCUGAAGCUCUACCUGGUGAGGGAGAGUUUGCUCUCUCUGCAAGCUGCAUUGGCUAAACCUCAGUGCUCACUGAUAUUAAAGUGGAGAAUUAAUGCAAAGCUGGUUAGACAGGACUUUUGUGAACUCACUGUGCAUUUUAAUCCUAAAUGAAAAACAUAAUGAUUGUGUUGCUUUUUCCUUUCCACAUGAAUAAUAUUUUCAAAUGGAUUUUGUUUUAUUUUAUUGCUUAUUUAAAGUCCAGCAUUCUUUGCUUCCAUUCCUUCUCUAUCCCCUAGGAUAAAUGAUGCAGUGGGAGUCAUUUUCUCUCUCUCAUAGAAUCCUUGGACUAGAUUUUCCUUCAAAAGUACAGACAACUUGUUUUGACUAAACAGUAAGUGAAUGCAGCAGUGCAAAUGGCCUUCAUUCUAGAGAUCUUGUCGAGUAUGGGGUGGGGUGGUGCAGGCAUGCACAUAAGUGGAAGAAAUCGAAGUAAAAAAAAAAUGCAAAAUAAGCAGCCUAACUUGCUGGGGAGGCUGGAUGUUUCUAAAAUAAUGUUAAAACUACGAAAGCUUCUGAGCGGUUAUAGAAACCAGGCCAGAUAUGGUGUACAAUAUUUAGUGAAAGAAGGUAAUUGAUAUUCUAAUUUUAAUAAUUAGGCAGUUUCGAGUAUAGUUGUAUGAUUUUCUGCCCCAUUUGUCCUUCAACUCGGUAAAACAGUUGGAAUAUGCUUAUGUCUUCUCAAUCUGUAUGUGAUUAGGUUGACUGAGUGCUCAAUUUCUACCUUUCAUAUAUGCAAUUGUGCACAAUCUUUGGAAAAAAAUUACCUUGUAGAGGAUUUUUCUCCCCCAGCCUUCAGUCUCUUGCUGCAAUUUCAAAAUGUACCAUUUUGCUUUCAUGUACAUUUAAACUCAGCAGCAAAAAAGAAAAAAAAAAGAAAAAGCAAAAAAAAAAGCGCUUGGCAUUCACUAGUGUUUCAGUGUGGCAAAGUUGCUUCAGGUAAUCUCGAUAACUUUGUGCAGAAGUUCAUUGCCGUGUUUGUACUGACUUGCCAAAUUUUUUUUUCCGCCUGGAAAAUACCCCCGGUGGUAUCCUCUGUAAAAGGAUGGCUUCUACAUCUGUAUUACUGUAAAAAUCUCUGCCUGAAGUGGAUGUCACACUGCGUGUUCCUCUCAUGCGGAAGUUGUUUGCAUUGCCUGUUGUUCAUAUGGUUCUAAUUUCUGUAUCUGAUUUUUUUUUUAAUCAUUUGUGCAUAUCUUUCAAAAAAAAAAAAAAAACCAAGCAGAAAACAGCCCGUGGAUUAGAAAUCUUAGAAAUCUUUAAAAACUAAAUUCACACUUAGCAGCAGCUGGAUGUAUGUCAGUGGUACAGGAAUUUGCAAAGCCUUUGCUUUUUUUCACUGUGGGAUUUAUGGCUAGAUUUCAUGUAAAGGAGUUAUGCUCGAAGUCUUUACAAAAGAAAAUGUAUGUAAAUGUCU